GUUUCUCUUUCUACUCUAUAACUCUCGCUCUUUCUCUCUGUAAACUCUGAAACUAUCGAUCCAUGGGUUUUUCCGGGAGGCCAAAAUGUUAUUUUUUGGCGAUGUUCGUCGUUUUUGUAGGAAUCGUCUGCGCUGACGACUAUGUCCGGCCUCCCGCUGGCAGGUCUCUUUAUGCGUCCCUAUCAGAUGAUCAUAGUAGUACGUCUCCUCAACAGGUACACAUAUCGUUAGCGGGUAAUGGGAAAAUGAGAGUAUCGUGGGUUACGAAAGAGUCGACUCCAUCAACCGUAAAAUACGGUAAAUCUCAAGGGAAAUACGAUGCUUCAAAUACGGGGACGAGUUCUUCGUAUAAAUACAUCGUGUACAAGUCUGGUCAAAUACACGAUGUAGUCCUUGGUCCAUUGGAGCCGAACACAACGUAUUACUACAAAUGUGGCCUAGAUUCAAGCCCGGAACUCAGUUUCCAAACUCCUCCGGCUCAGUUUCCGAUUGAUUUUGCAGUUUCCGGAGAUCUAGGCCAAACUGAAUGGACUAAAUCGACACUCGAACACAUUGGAAAAACUGGUUAUGAUGUUUUACUACUUCCGGGAGACUUAGCAUAUGCCGACUUUUACCAACCAUCAUGGGACACAUUUGGUCGCUUGGUCGAGCCAUUGGCAAGUCAACGACCAUGGAUGGUGACACAAGGCAACCACGAGGUCGAGAGAAUUCCAUUCAUCCAUAAAGAGCGGUUUACAGCAUACAAUGCUAGAUGGCAUAUGCCUUUUGAAGAGAGUGGUUCUAGUUCCAACUUGUUCUACUCGUUUGAUGUUGCUGGUGUCCAUGUGAUCAUGCUUGGGUCCUACACAGAUUUUGGACCCGACUCUAACCAGUACAAAUGGCUUGAGUGUGAUCUCAAAAAGGUCGACAGAAAACAAACCCCUUGGCUGUUUGCUCUUGUUCAUGCUCCAUGGUACAAUUCGAACAGCGCACAUCAAGGGGAGAAAGAGAGCACUCGUAUGAGGGAUUCAAUGGAAGCUUUGCUUUAUAAUGCUCGUGUUGAUAUUGUUUUUGCUGGCCAUGUUCAUGCAUACGAACGCUUUACACGUGUUUACAAAGAAGAAGCUGACAAGUGUGGUCCGGUUCAUAUCACCAUAGGAGAUGGAGGCAACCGUGAAGGUCUUGCAAUGAAGUAUAAAGACCCACAACCGAAUUUAUCUCUAUUCAGGGAGGCGAGCUUUGGGCACGGGCAGCUGAGGGUGGUGAAUGCGAGCCAUGCACAGUGGACAUGGCAUAGAAAUGAUGACAAGCAGCCCGAUUCUGUGUGGUUCACGAGCCUAGCUUCUGAUUCAGCAUGUGUGGUCUAG
Molecule: messenger RNA, 1346 nt
Organism: Lactuca virosa
Lineage: Eukaryota; Viridiplantae; Streptophyta; Magnoliopsida; Asterales; Asteraceae
Source: the annotation of a GenBank genome assembly